ACCGGCCCAGGAAGUGGGGGGGCCGCUGCAGCUGCGCUGGGCUGCUCCCUCCUCGCAGGCCCCCGCCUGGCCCUGACCCAGGCCGCCCCCUCCCCACAGGGCUCCUCACACCUACCCCAACAACUCAAAUUCACCACCUCGGACUCUUGUGACCGCAUCAAAGAUGAAUUUCAGCUGCUGCAGGCUCAGUAUCACAGCCUAAAGCUUGAGUGUGACAAGUUGGCCAGCGAGAAGUCGGAGAUGCAGCGUCACUAUGUGAUGUACUAUGAGAUGUCCUAUGGCUUGAACAUUGAGAUGCACAAGCAGGCUGAAAUCGUCAAGAGGCUGAAUGGGAUUUGUGCCCAGGUCCUGCCCUACCUCUCCCAAGAGCACCAGCAGCAGGUCUUGGGAGCCAUCGAGAGGGCUAAGCAGGUCACUGCUCCUGAGCUGAACUCCAUCAUCCGACAGCAGCUCCAAGCCCACCAGCUAUCUCAGCUGCAGGCUCUGGCCCUGCCUCUGACUCCACUGCCUGUGGGGCUGCAGCCACCUUCGCUGCCAGCUGUCAGCGCAGGCACUGGUCUCCUCUCACUGUCCGCGUUGGGCUCCCAGGCCCACCUCUCCAAGGAAGACAAGAACGGGCAUGAUGGAGACACCCACCAGGAGGAUGAUGGCGAGAAGUCAGAUUAGCAGGCAGCCGCUGGGAUGGGGAGGGUCAGGGAGGGGGGGAAACAAAGGGGAGACAGAGGCAUGGAGAGAAAGGAAUGUUUAGCACAAGACACAGUAUAGCUUGGGAUUGGCUAAGCUCUGGUAGUAUAAUAUUUAUGGUAGCCACCUGCUGGGGCCCUGGCCCUGCUCUUGUGCUACUGCUAGCUUUGUUCCUGUCCCCCCUGGCCUCUUCCUCCCUCCUCCCCUGCAGCUCAGAUAGGUGAAUAAAUACCUGCUCAUAACACAGAUGAGGCAAGCUAAGGCCUAGAGGGGCAAAUGGGGGACCAGGUCACAAGGGAGCAAAACCUCAAGAAAUCCAACACCCCCAGCAGUUCCCUAUUCUGAACACCUGUAACUGACAGUCUGCUCGCUGGGCCCCUCGGGGCACAUGAAACAGCUCCUGCCCUGGCACUGCAUGCAAACACUGCUAGCUGUCCCCUCCCCAUCCUGGGCACUCUUAAGUCUUCCCCUUGGGUCCCAGGUCUGCUCCCACUUUUACCUCCAGCUCCUGUCCUGCUCACCACCUCUGCUAGUUCCAGACACCCCCACACCCACCUGGUCAUCACUCAACAAAAGAGGCAAGCUUAUCUGGGACAGGCCAGGUGGGGGCAGGUGACCCAGGAUUUCCCUUCUCCCCUUCCCAAAUAAAGAUGAGGGUACUAAAGUUGUGUUGGUUUUAAUUUGAUUUUAUUUUUCCUUUCCCAGUAUACUAGCUUGACUUUAAAGAAAGGGGAUAUUAAAAAUGUUUAAAAAAAAAAAGCAACACCCACACCUGUGUCUGUAUAUAGUCAGCUUUUCUUGUGCUCAGUCGUUUGAUCUCUACAGAGAGAAGUGAAAAAUGCUGUAUCGAGGGUGGGCUUAGCUGUGCCUUUCAAAUAAAGAUGUGAGAAGGUUCA
Otolemur garnettii (small-eared galago) is the source of this 1580-nucleotide messenger RNA. It is a transcript of the gene TLE5, whose product is annotated as amino-terminal enhancer of split. The transcript has 6 exons. The record is from RefSeq and is a predicted model, not a curated record. Gene Ontology annotation, cellular component: transcription regulator complex; nucleus. Gene Ontology annotation, molecular function: protein binding; transcription corepressor activity. Bases 241 to 666 code for a protein of 141 amino acids. Lineage: Eukaryota; Metazoa; Chordata; Mammalia; Primates; Galagidae. Gene Ontology annotation, biological process: negative regulation of canonical Wnt signaling pathway; regulation of DNA-templated transcription.